Messenger RNA from Drosophila miranda, 2876 nucleotides. RefSeq names its product DNA-binding protein D-ETS-3 (gene Ets65A). NCBI's taxonomy places the organism in Eukaryota, Metazoa, Arthropoda, Insecta, Diptera, Drosophilidae. The coding region runs from base 1251 to 2858 and encodes 535 amino acids. The record is from RefSeq and is a predicted model, not a curated record. Gene Ontology annotation, biological process: cell differentiation; regulation of transcription by RNA polymerase II. Gene Ontology annotation, molecular function: sequence-specific DNA binding; DNA-binding transcription factor activity, RNA polymerase II-specific. The transcript is spliced from 10 exons. Gene Ontology annotation, cellular component: nucleus.
AUUCAAAAAUCUGUAAAUUCCUGAAAAUGAACAAUCAAACCCGAGAGCAGUGAAAUCUUACAAACCAUUAAUGAGGAUGCGAGCGUGUGGCCUCUUAAUUAAAAGAUCUCUCUCGUUCUACAAGGGGAUUAUACCAUUAACAGAUGCUCGCUGGCAACUCGAUUCGACCGAAGCAUAACUCACGGCAGCCGCCCGGCAAUCAUUCCACUCCACACGCGUCAGAGAGCGAGACGAGCAUUCAGGCCAUCUCCAGGCCGACAUCCUGGCAUCCCGCUCGUAUUUCCGGUGUGCGCGCGCUCGCAACGAUUGUGAUAGCUACGCACAAAAAAGAUGUCUGCUCGCUAAUGUUUGUUUGGGGAAAUUUGCUUACAUUUGCUUACAAGAAGAGCCAACCCGAGAGCCCGAGCCCGACCCCGAGCCCGAGCCAGGGCUCAAACCCGAACCAAGUACAAAUAAUAAAUAAUAAAUGAGGCGUGUGCAGACCGUUUAUAAUGUCUGACAAGGCAAAAGUUGAUGAUGUUGUGUACGAGAUGCAACCGUCCGAUAAUGAAAUCUAUUCCCGCUGAUGCUGGCCAAGUUAAAGCCGUCUCGAUUUCGCUUUUGCUUUUGCGUUUGGGGGAAACUUUAAGCCAGAGACAGUGGAAGUCGCACGUUGUGUGGCAUAAAUUUCGUUGGCAUAAAUCAAAAUUCAGCAACUUCCGACGAGGGCAGAGUGCAAAAAUUUGCAUGCCCUGUGCUUCUGCCUCUGCCCGUGCCAGUGCUUGUUCCCGGGGCUAACUGCAGACUGGCCAAAAAGGACACAGCUAACAAUGGUCUGCACUCUCUGCUUUACCCUCUACCCCCUCUAUGGACAUUAGAAAUGCACGCUCAAAUGGCUGCCACCCACGCACAGUACGGCCCAGCACUCAUACGCAACGUUGGCCUAGUCUAAAGGGCAGGACUGUACUCGAACUCGUACUCGUACCCGUACACACAAUAAAUAACAAGCCAGAUAAUUAUGCACGUCGUGCCUAUAUCUAAAGGAGCCCCACUUGUCCUCUCCAACCAGCCACCACUAUUAAUUAUGCUGGCAAAAAGAGCGUGAGGCCUGAGAGGGAGAGGGAGAGGCAGAGGGAGAACUGCCAAAACGUGUUGGAGCCUUGGCAAUUAGAGCGGUUGUUUGGCCCAAGAGGCCUCUUAAAAUUGCAGUCUUUAAUUGUGGGCCAGGCGUUAUGAUUUAUGAAUAUCUUUCCGUAGCUCUGUAGUUUGCUAUGAGAGUCAAGUGGAAUCCAUUGUUCAGCCAACAGCCAGCCAUUGAGGCUUCUCAGGCUUGCGCCAUGUACGAGAACUCGUGUUCGUAUCAGACGGCGCUGGACCUGAAGCGUGUCUCGCCACCGACACUCGCCCAGGUGAAGACCGAGGACUGCCUGACGCUGGGGCAGUGCUCGCCGGACUGGACCUCGUACCGCUUCCAUCAGUCCACCUUUGAGCAGCUGAAGCAGAGCGUGGAGAAGGCCAAGGCGGCGCUGCAGGAUCGCAGCAGUUUCUUCGGGGCCACCAGUGCGUUCAGUGACAUUUACUCCAGCCAGCGCCUGACAGACAGCCUCGACACCCUGCCCGUUCAGACCGGGAAUGGAGCUGGCAAUUGCCUGGGUUUGCCGCACAAUCACGGCCCUGGUGUCGGUGUGGGCGUCGGCGUUGGUGUGGGCGUGGGUGUAGGCGUGGCCGGAGUGCUCAACUACAAUGCGGUGACUAGCAGUACGGCCGGAGUGAGCAGCAGUGUGCAGCGCCAUCGUCUGGAUACAUUGCAGCCACCCGCUGGGUGUUCGCCCGCCGGCACACAGCAUGGCGUCAUCACGUCCAGUGCUGGCCAGGUCACAUCCGGCACUUUGGAUGCGGUUAGUGCGGCACCGGCAUUGCCAUCGCUAACGGCGUCCAGCACAUCCCAUGUGGAGCACAAAGUCCGAGCAGAUAAAUCCUCGCUGGACUGCGCCACAACAUCCUCGCACUCCGCCGUGCCCUCGUCCUCGUCCGCCUCCAGCGACCAGCAUCAGCAGCAGCAGGGCAGGCACAGCGGAAGUAAGAGCAGCAGCAGCAGCGCCGGUGGUGCAGGAGGAGGAGGCGGUGUCGGUGUCGGUGUCGGUGUCGGUGGAACAACAGCAGGAGCAGGCAGCUCGGCACUGUAUUCCUCCUACAAAUCGUCGUGGGGUUCCCACAGUUCGACCCAAUCGCAAGGCUACAGUUCCAAUGCCUUGAGCAUCAAACAUGAUCCGCACUCGCAACUACGGCAACCUGAUCCAUAUCAAAUGUUCGGACCCACCAGCAGCAGGCUGGCCAGCUCAGGCUCCGGACAGAUACAAUUAUGGCAAUUCCUGCUCGAACUGCUGUCGGACUCGAACAACGCCAGCUGCAUCACCUGGGAGGGCACCAACGGGGAGUUCAAGCUCACAGAUCCCGAUGAAGUGGCCCGUCGCUGGGGCGAGCGCAAGUCCAAGCCGAACAUGAACUACGACAAACUGAGUCGCGCCUUGAGAUAUUAUUACGACAAGAACAUCAUGACCAAGGUGCACGGCAAGCGGUAUGCGUACAAAUUCGAUUUCCAAGGCCUGGCAGCUGCCACGCAGCCUGCGGCCAGCGAUCCCACCUACAAGUAUCAGAGCGACUUGUUCAUGACACCAUAUCAUCACAGCGCCAAGCUCAGCUCGUUCAUGAGUCCCCACCAUGGCAUGACCUCGUCAUCGGCUUCCAUCUUCCCGUCGGCUGCCUCGUGGGGCAACUGGGGCAGUCCGGCCACGAAUCUAUAUCAGCCGCACUCGAUGAGCCAUGUGACGCCUUCUCAUGUGGCGCCGCAUCUGAGCAGCUAUCCCCACUACGCAUGACCAUCAUCGUCCGGUGGC